Ilex paraguariensis (yerba mate) is the source of this 1167-nucleotide messenger RNA. The record is from the annotation of a GenBank genome assembly. Lineage: Eukaryota; Viridiplantae; Streptophyta; Magnoliopsida; Aquifoliales; Aquifoliaceae.
AUGAGACCAUUCAGUUCAUUUCAAGUUGUAUUGGUUAGUUUGGGACUCUUCCUUGUAGCUUGUGAUGCCUUUGCAUCCAAUGAAGUUUAUGCUCUCUCUACCUUCAAGGAAGCUAUAUAUGAAGACCCAUUUCUGGUUUUGUCAAAUUGGAAUGCCCUAGAUGCAGAUCCUUGUGAGUGGUCUGGAAUUUCCUGUUCCUUUGCUGGAGAUUUUGUGGUAAAAAUUAACAUUUCUGGGGCGUCUUUGAAGGGUUUUCUUGCACCUGAACUGUCUAUACUCACUUCCCUGCAAGAACUAAAUCUUCAUGGGAAUUAUCUGAUUGGUGUAAUACCUAAAGAAAUUGGCAUGCUGAAAAACCUCAAGCUCUUGGAUUUGGGCAUGAACCGGCUAUCAGGACCUAUUCCUGCUGAGCUUGGGAAUUUGACCAGCAUUGUGAAAAUAAACCUUCAAUCAAACGGGUUGACUGGGAGAUUGCCAGCUGAGCUUGGCAAUUUGAAAUACCUCAAGGAACUUCUGCUGGAUCGAAAUAAGCUUCAAGGAGCUGUCCCUGGAAGUAAUGGCUCGGACUAUGCGCCCAAGCUGCAAGGGCUGUAUGUCUCAAGUGGGAACCCAACAGGCUUCUGUCGCUCAUCUCAACUAAAAAUUGCAGAUUUCUCAUACAACUUUCUUACCGGGAGCAUACCCAAGUGCUUGGGGUAUCUUCCGAGCUCAAGCUUUCAAGGGAACUGCCUUCAAGACGGAGAUCCCAAACAACGCCCUACUAUUCAAUGUGGUAAUGCUCCACCUGCCAAAAGCCAUCCUGGAGUCGAAGUAAAACACCGGCCUGUUGAAGAUCGAUCCAAACAUGAGGCUGCUUCAAAACCUGCCUGGCUUUUAGCCCUGGAAAUAGUCACAGGAGUUAUGGUGGGUUCUCUCUUUCUUGUGGCGCUUCUCACUACUCUUCAGAAAUGCAAAAAGAAACCUUCUAUUAUUAUUCCAUGGAAGAAAUCAGCGAGUGAGAAGGACCACAUGGCAUUUUGUAUAGGUUGGGCUCAACGAUAUCUGCUAAUCUGCAUUUUCAAUUUCAGAAGUGUUAUUCUCAAUGCUGAUAAUAUUUAUUUGGUGGGGUUACCUUACAGAUAUGGAAUUGUUGAAGGAUGUAGUGAGAUUCAGCAGACAAGAACUUGA